Messenger RNA from Monoraphidium neglectum, 956 nucleotides. RefSeq lists its product as hypothetical. The record is from RefSeq and is a predicted model, not a curated record. NCBI's taxonomy places the organism in Eukaryota, Viridiplantae, Chlorophyta, Chlorophyceae, Sphaeropleales, Selenastraceae. The transcript has a single exon. The annotation marks the transcript as partial.
GCGAAGACACCAGCUACCUGUACCCCUCAGAGGUGCUGGCUGACGCCGCCCCCGCUCCGCCCGACCGCGCCACACUAGACGCGCUGAUCGGUCUGGGAUCGCCUGCCGGCGCCAGCAGCGUGUCACCACCGUCGCCUGCAGCACUGCCGGCAUCGCCACCAGCAUCAUCAGGGGGGCCCCCGGCGCCGCAAGGGGCCCAGCCCCCACCCCCAGGUCAGCAGCCCGUGCCGCCGUCACCGUUGACAUCGUCGCAGCCAACGGCGGGCCUAGCUGGCGCCAGCGUCACAGGCGGCGGUUCUGGGGCGGCCGGCCAGCCGGCAGCUGUGGUGACUAGUGCUGCCAGCUUCGCUGCGCCAGUGCCCAGCACUCCUGCCGCACAGGUUCAGGGUGCCGCGCUGCCACUGGUUUCAGCCACGGCAGCAUCAGGAGUGGUCAGCCAGCAGCUCCUAAUCACACAAAGGCCCAGCCUGUUGCUGCUGAGCUCCCCUGCGCCGCUCAAAUCGACAGCAAGCGCAGCCCAAGCCGCCGGGCUCGGCGUGGCGGUGGAGGCCCCCGCGGAGUCCCCGGCGGCGCCACUCAACACAACGCGACUUGGAAUUAUUCUGGCAGUGAUAUGUGGGUUGGGCGCAGCCGCGACCCUCAUCGCAUUGCUGCUCGCUUUCUCGCGUUGGUGCUUGGCCACCAACAGGGGCCGCCAGGGCGGCAGCAGCCGCCUGCAGUCGUCCGCGGGCCAAACCGCAGGCGGCGGCGGCGGCGGGAACGCGGCACAGCAACGGCACAUGGGAUGGGUGCCUGCGGCCGCACCGGCGUUGCUGGAUGGUGUGGGGGCGGUCGGUGGAGGCAGCAGUCGCGCAGGAUCAAGCAGCGGGUUUGCAUCAGGCAGCGGCGUGACACACCGCGCUGCGGCUGCUGCGUUGAUGAGGCAGCCAUCGGGGCUUGGCUAUCCCAACCGAUAG